Solea solea (common sole) is the source of this 14628-nucleotide messenger RNA. RefSeq names its product dynein, axonemal, heavy chain 9 (gene dnah9). The record is from RefSeq and is a predicted model, not a curated record. Gene Ontology annotation, cellular component: dynein complex. Lineage: Eukaryota; Metazoa; Chordata; Actinopteri; Pleuronectiformes; Soleidae. Gene Ontology annotation, biological process: microtubule-based movement. The transcript has 80 exons. Gene Ontology annotation, molecular function: minus-end-directed microtubule motor activity; ATP binding; dynein intermediate chain binding. Bases 399 to 13808 code for a protein of 4469 amino acids.
CAGUGAUUGGUUUACACAUUUCAGUUUUCGGUUGUAAAAUGCUGUCUGUUGGUGAGAUUAAGCAGUGAACAUUAUUUUGACUUAUUAAAGAUUUAAGCAGUGUCCAGGCUGGCAAUGGUUGACCCAUUUUCCUGACACACACACACACACACCUGUCUCUCAUCAUCAUCCUGAUUGCGACUCAUCAGCGACCUGCCUUUAAAGCCCCUGGGUUCUCCACACCUGUCUUCACAGAACAAUAGGUGUCAGUCAGUGAGUAGGUGGAGUAACUUGCAGGGAUCAAAGGGUCACAUCCAGGUCGCUACAGUAUAUGCAGUCUCCUUAGCGACGGCCAAACUUUGCGUUGCCAUGGCAGCGGGGAACACACAAUCAGUUCAACUCUGAACAGCAGCAGCAGCAUGGAGGAAUCUGCUGCUGAGGAGAAACAAGACAAAAGGGUGGAUUUUAUAGGCGAGUGCGUGCUGAAGGCUCUGAGGGUGAAGAAGGACGUUUGGCAGAAGUGCGUGUCCAGUGAUGACAACAGGCAGCACGUGCAGGAGUUCCUGGACAGAGUGGCGAAGAGGACGCUGGUGUUUUCUGUGGCCCCCGACGGACUCCUGCAGGCCGCGGACUCCUUCGCCGCCGCCUCCGCGUCCAGGGGCAGGACAGUGAACUUUGUGAAGCGGAGCGACGCAGCGCUGACUGUGGACUCCAUGAAGGAUGAGCUGAACAUGUGGAGCUGCUCCGCUGCUGCUCCACAGCUGCUGUGUGCUGUGGACAAGGUGUUGGCCCCGCUGCUCUCCAGCAUGAAGACGGACCACGUCGACAUGCCAAAGGCGGUGAACAAGGAUUUCUUACACCACGUCCACUCACUGAAGAGCAGCGUGUUUGUGGUGUCGGGCCAAGUCCAAGGCCGGACCCUGCUGCCGCUACCCGCUGGCUCCGAGAGAGUGGAGGCAGUUGCCCCAGAGACGGACAAAAGCACGGGAGCAGUGGACAGUGGCCUCAUCUACGCCUUGGAGUCUGCGGUGAUCGAGUGGAGCCAUCAGAUCUGUGCCGUCCUGAAGAAGGACUCCUCCGAGGCUCUGCUGGGAGGCCCGAACCCCACACCUCACACUGAGCUGCUCUUCUGGAAGAACAGAUAUGCAGAUCUGGAGGGUCUCCGCUCCCAGUUAACCUCCUCAAAGGCGACUCAGAUGGCGACACUGUUGGAAGCCGUGGAGAGCUGUUAUUCCCCUGCGUUAACAAACAUGCGGCAGGACGUUCUUGCAGCGCUGAUGGAGGCAGAGGACAUCUGCGCCUACCUGAAGCCUCUGCAGCGCUGGUUUGAGGACAUGGAGAGCGCAGAGUUCCCCGAGAUCAGGCGUCAAAUCGGGCCUCUGAUGCACAUGAUGUGUCUGGUGUGGGCCAACUCCAGGUACUACGACGACCCGGCACGACUCAUCGUCCUGCUGCAGGAGACCUGCAACUUCCUCAUACAGCAGGCGCAGGUCUACCUAGUUCCAGAGGAGCUUCUGAGAGGAGAAGUUCCAGAGAGUCUCUUGAAGGUGAAGACCAGCCUCAAGGUCCUGCAUCUCUUCAGGAGCACCUACGAGGACCGCAGGGCAAACCUGAGCCAGUACCAGAGGGGCGAGCGCUUGGUUAAGCCCUGGGACUUUUCCCCACAUUUGGUGUUCGGUAGAUUUGACAGCUUUGUGAAUAGAAUUGAGACCAUAAAGGAUGUCCUGUUAACAGCUGUGGACCUGCUGAAGCUCGAGAAAGUGGUGAUUGGAGGGGUCAGGGGUCGAGCCCUCAGCCAUCAGGUCCAGCAGAUCUAUGAGGAGUUUGUUGAUUUGUACAAAGUCUUCACAGAGAAGCCACACGACUGCUUGGACCUGGACAACAGGGAGUUUGAAGAAGAUGUGAGGGAGUUGAAACGGAGGGUAGACGACAUCGAGCGGCGUCUGGGAGCCAUCUUUUGUCAGGCCUUUGAUGGUUCCUCUGGACUGGACUGUGCCUUCAAGGUUCUGGACAUGUUUGGGAGCCUGCUGGAACGCAGCUUAGUGGCGGCAGAUGCUCUGGAGCGAUACCCUCUCCUCGUCGCUACGUUUGACAAGGAGCUGGAUGACUGUAAAGUCAUCUGCAACAGACACGUGCGGCUCACAGAGGAGCUGGGUUCAUCUCCCGUGAGUAAGAACAUGCCACCGGUGGCCGGAGGACUGCGCUGGGUCCAGGAGCUCCACAAACGCAUCCAGACUCCCUUCAACAAAUUCAGACACGUCCCGUACCCGUGUCUGCAGUCGACGGAAGGAGCCAAGGUCAUUGAGAAGCACGAGGAGAUGAUGCAACUGUUGGACAGGUUUUCCGGUAGCCUGUAUGAGACAUGGACGGAGACGGUGGGCGAGAGCUCUCAGUACAACCUCAGCCUGCCGUUAAUCAGCAGAGACGCGGCCACUCGGCUGAUCUCGGUCAACUUCAGCCCGCAGCUGAGGUCAGUGCUGAGGGAAGUGAAGUACCUGUUGGACAACCAGACGGAGGCCGUCCCUGAACCCGCGAUGCAGAUCUACACCAUGAGGGAGCAGAUGUUGCAGUAUGUGGCCAACCUGGAGCUCACAGUGGGACGAUACAACAAGGUGAUGCAGACUGUGCUGGACGUGGAGCGUCCUCUGGUGCAGGGACGCCUCGGGGACAUCGAUGCUCGGCUCAGGAAAGCAGAGGAGACUCUGAACUGGAACAGCCAAGAUAUUUGGCAGUAUAUCCAGGAGAUUCGGGACUCCGUGUGUGACCUGGAGAGUCAACUCCAGAGGACCAAGGACAAUGUGGAGGAGAUCCAGAGCUGCUUAAUGUCCUGGGUGAACCCCAUGUAUGACAGGAAGGAGGACAAGAAAGACGCUCUGCUCAGUCUGGAGGACAGGGCCGAGCGGGUGAACAGGUUUAACAGUCUGAUUUGCUCCUCGGGGGAAAAGAUCCACUUCUUGCUGAAGAGCAAUCUGCAGGUUUUCGGAGCCAAGUCGUCCUCUGAGGAGUGGAAGGCCUACGUGGAGUAUGUCGAUGACAUGGUCCUGGACGGAUUCUUCAACAGCAUCGAGUGCUCGCUCAGGUUCAUCCUGGAAAACACAGAUGAUAAAGCUGGUGUGGCCCCUCUUUUUGAGGCUCAGCUGGGUCUGAUGGUUCCCGACAUGGUGUUCACUCCCUCCAUGGAUUUUGGGGCUGGAGACGGUUUCUUCGAGCUGGUGGAAACAGUCAUCGAUGAUGUGUUCAGAAUCUCCUUGCUGGUGCCACGUCUGGCCCAGCACAACCCACUUCCUCACUACCAGGCUGACAUGGAGGACAUGGCCGAUCUGGCCAACAUGCGUGGUCUCCUCAUGGAACGUGUCCAGGGCGUCAUGGCAACAUGCUGCGAGUUCCGGAACUCUCUGGAGCGCUACAGCUACCUGUACGUGGACGACAGGAAAGAGUUCAUGCAUCAGUUCCUCCUUUAUGGCCAUGUUCUCACCAGCCAGGAGAUGGAGGCUUACGCAGACGGUGGAGUUCCAGAGACUCCGCCAACACUGGACAACUUUAAGGAGCAGAUAGACACGUACGAGAAGCUCUACAACGAGGUCCAGGGUCUAAAGCCCGUGCACGUGUUCCACAGUUGGAUGAGGGUUGACGGCCGUGGCGUGAAGGUCGCGUUGCUCAGUGUCAUCAAAAAGUGGAGCUUCAUGUUCAAACAGCACCUUAUUAACCACGUAACCAACAGUCUGUCCGAUCUGGAAAAGUUCAUCAGUGUGACGGACGCUGGCCUGUGCCAGCGAGUGGAGGAGGGCGACUACGGUGGCCUGGUGGGGGUCAUGGGUCACCUGAUGGCCGUAAAGGAACGACACAUUGGCACAGACGCCAUGUUUGAGCCCCUGCAGCAAACCAUCGGUCUGCUGAAGGUGUACGAGCAGGAGCUGCCUGACGUGGUCCACAAACAGUUAGAGGAAUUGCCAGAAAAGUGGAACAAUGUGAAAAAACUGGCGGUGCUAGUCAAGCAGCAGGUGGCGCCACUGCAGGCCAUCGAGGUGACGGGCCUGCGUCGCAAAUGUGCUUCCUUCGACGUGGAGCAGCACACCUUCAGGGAGCACUUCCGCAGCAAUGGGCCCUUCAGGUUUGACAGCAGCAACCCCUACCAGAUGUUGGACGCGUUCCACUGGCAGAUCCAGGAGCGGGAGGCGGUGAUGGCCUCCCUGGUGGGUUCUGCCAGUCUGUUUGAGGUCACGGUCUCCGAGUUCAAACAGCUCCGACAAUGCAGGCGAGAGGUGGGCCUCCUGAAGGAGCUGUGGGACAUGAACGUCAUAGUGGAGUCGAGCAUGGCCGCGUGGAAGAAGACUCCCUGGAGACAGAUCCAGGUGGAGGACAUGGAGCUGGAGUGCAAACGCUUCUCUAAGGAUAUUAGAGGCCUGGAUAAAGAAGUGAGAGCGUGGGACGCCUACGCAGGUUUGGACAGCAGAGUAAAGAACCUCCUGGUCUCACUGCGGGCCGUGGCAGAACUCCAGAACCCGGCCAUACGAGAGCGACACUGGUACCAGCUCAUGACUGCCACGGGAGUCCGCUGCACCAUGGACCAGGAGACGACGCUGGCCGACCUGCUGCAGCUCAACCUGCACUGCUUUGAAGACGAGGUGAGGGGGAUCGUGGAUAAAGCUGUGAAAGAGAUGGCGAUGGAGAAAGUUCUGUCUGAGCUCAACUCCACGUGGUCAGGUAUGCAGUUCCAGUACGAGCCCCACCACCGCACCCAGGUGCCUCUGCUGCGCACCGACGAGGAGCUGGUGGAGACGCUGGAGGACAACCAGGUGCAGCUGCAGAACCUCAUGUCAUCCAAGUACAUCGCGUACUUCCUGGACGAGGUGUCGUCGUGGCAGGGCAAGCUGUCCAUGGCCGACUCCGUCAUCUCCAUCUGGUUCGAGGUGCAGCGGACGUGGAUGCACCUGGAGAGCAUCUUCAUUGGCUCCGAGGACAUUCGCUCGCAGCUGCCCGAGGACUCCAGGCGCUUCGAGGGGAUUGAUGCGGAUUUCAAAGAGCUGGCAAACGCCGUGCAUCAGACGCCCAACGUAGUGGAGGCCACCAAUAAACCGGGGCUGUUUGCUAAACUGGAGGACAUGCAGGGCAGGUUGUCUCUGUGUGAGAAGGCUCUGGCAGAAUAUCUGGACACCAAGCGCUUGGCCUUCCCCAGGUUCUACUUCAUCUCCUCAGCUGAUCUGCUCGACAUUCUCUCUUACGGGACCAACCCACACCAGGUCCAGAAGCAUCUGUCUAAACUGUUUGACAACACGGCAAAGAUGCAAUUCAAAGCCGACGGAGAGGGGAACCCUUCCAAGACGGGACUGGGCAUGUACAGCAAAGAGGACGAGUACGUCGCCUUCGAUCAGCCGUGUGACUGCUCUGGACAGGUGGAGGUGUGGCUGAACCACGUGCUCGACGCCAUGCGCUCCACGGUUCGCCACGAGAUGACCGAGGCGGUGACGGCGUACGACGAUAAACCUAGAGAGCAGUGGCUGUUCGACUAUCCCGCUCAGGUGGCACUGACCUGCACGCAGAUCUGGUGGACGUUUGACGUGGGCAUGGCCUUCGCUCACCUGGAGGAGGGCUACGACAACGCCAUGAAGGACUACUACAAGAAGCAGGUGACCCAGCUCAACACCCUCAUCUCCAUGCUGGUGGGCCAGCUCACGCCGGGUGACAGGCAGAAGGUCAUGACCAUCUGCACCAUCGACGUUCACGCCAGAGACGUGGUGGCCAAGAUGAUUGAGCAGAAGGUGGACAACUCUCAGGCCUUCGUGUGGCUGUCUCAGCUGCGACACCGCUGGGGCGAGAAGGAGAAGCACUGUUUCGCCAACAUUUGCGAUGCACAGUUCAUCUACUCCUACGAAUACCUGGGCAACACGCCGCGAUUAGUCAUCACUCCUCUGACGGACAGAUGCUACAUCACGCUGACGCAGUCGCUUCACCUGACCAUGAGCGGCGCCCCCGCGGGUCCCGCCGGCACAGGCAAGACGGAGACGACCAAAGACCUGGGCCGAGCCCUCGGCAUCAUGGUCUAUGUCUUCAACUGCUCCGAGCAGAUGGACUACAAGUCCUGCGGGAACAUCUACAAAGGUCUGGCUCAGACGGGGGCCUGGGGCUGCUUCGACGAGUUCAACAGGAUCUCAGUGGAGGUGCUGUCUGUCGUGGCUGUGCAGGUCAAAAGUAUCCAGGACGCCAUUCGAGACAAGAAGCAGAGGUUUAACUUCAUGGGAGAGGAGGUGAAACUGUGCCCGUCUGUUGGUAUCUUCAUCACCAUGAAUCCAGGCUAUGCCGGCAGAACCGAGCUUCCCGAGAACCUCAAGGCUCUGUUCAGACCGUGUGCCAUGGUGGUGCCAGACUUUGAGCUGAUCUGUGAAAUCAUGCUGGUAGCUGAGGGCUUCAUUAACGCCCGAGUGCUGGCUCGAAAGUUUAUCACGCUCUACACGCUGUGUAAAGAGCUGUUGUCCAAACAGGACCACUACGACUGGGGCCUCAGGGCUAUCAAGUCCGUCCUGGUGGUGGCCGGCUCUCUGAAGAGAGGGGACCCCGAGCGAGCGGAGGACCAGGUGCUGAUGCGGGCACUGCGGGACUUCAACAUCCCCAAGAUCGUGACAGACGACAUGCCCGUCUUCAUGGGCCUUAUCGGGGACCUGUUCCCUGCCCUGGACGUCCCCAGGAAGAGGGACAUGGACUUUGAGAAGCACGUCAAGCAGUCUGUUCUGGACCUGAAGUUACAGGCCGAGGACAACUUCAUACUGAAGGUGGUGCAGCUGGAGGAGCUGCUGGCUGUGCGUCACUCUGUGUUCGUGAUCGGGAACGCUGGCACCGGGAAGAGUCAGGUGAUGAGGUCGCUGCAGCGGACCUACCAGAACAUGAAGCGCAAGCCGGUGUGGGCCGACCUCAAUCCGAAGGCGGUGACCAACGAUGAGCUCUUCGGCAUCAUCAACCCGGCGACCCGAGAGUGGAAAGACGGCCUUUUCUCCCACAUCAUGCGUGAACUAGCCAAUGUCACUCACAGCGGGCCCAAGUGGAUCGUCCUGGAUGGGGACAUUGACCCAAUGUGGAUUGAGUCACUCAACACAGUCAUGGAUGACAACAAGGUGCUGACUCUGGCCAGUAACGAGCGAAUCCCCCUGAACCUGACCAUGAGGCUGGUGUUUGAGAUCAGUCACCUCCGCACCGCGACCCCUGCUACAGUAUCCAGAGCUGGAAUCCUGUACAUUAACCCCGCAGACCUCGGCUGGAGUCCACCAGUGUUCAGCUGGAUCGACAAGAGGGACGUCCAGUCAGAGAAGACCAACCUGACGCUGCUGUUUGACAAGUAUCUCCCCCCGUGUUUGGACGUCGCCAGGUCCAGGUUCAAAAAAAUCAUCCCCAUCCCCGAGCAGAGUCUGGUGCAGACGCUGUGCUACCUGCUCGAGUGUCUCCUGACUCCGGAGAGCACGCCGCCCGACUGUGCCAAGGAACUUUAUGAGCUCUAUUUCGUCUUUGCUGCGGUCUGGGCCUUUGGGGGAGCCUUGUUCCAGGACCAGCUGGUGGACUACAGAGUGGAGUUCAGCAAGUGGUGGGUGGCCGAGUUCAAAAGUGUCAAGUUCCCCGCGCAGGGAACCGUCUUCGAUUACUACAUCGACCCCGAGAGCAAGAAGUUUGAACCCUGGUCCAAGAUGGUGCCCAAGUUUGAGAUGGACGCGGACGCGCCGCUGCAGGCUUGUUUGGUUCACACCACAGAGACCAUCAGAGUGCGUUACUUCAUGGACCGCCUCCUGGAAAACUGCCGGCCAGUCAUGUUGGUCGGGAACGCCGGGACGGGGAAGUCCGUCCUGGUCGGGGACAAACUGGGAUCGCUGGACGCCGAGAAGUACAUGAUUAAAAACGUGCCUUUCAACUACUACACCACGUCUGCCAUGCUCCAAGCCAUACUUGAGAAGCCUCUGGAGAAGAAGGCGGGGCGUAACUACGGACCUCCGGGCAGCAGACGGCUCGUCUACUUCAUCGACGACAUGAACAUGCCCGAGGUGGACGCGUACGGCACCGUGCAGCCUCACACGCUCAUACGCCAACACAUGGACUACAACCACUGGUACGACCGCAAUAAACUGCUUUUGAAGGAGAUACACAACGUUCAGUACGUGUCCUGCAUGAACCCCACAGCUGGAAGCUUCACCAUCAAUCCACGACUGCAGCGCCACUUCUCGGUCUUCGCACUGUCGUUUCCCGGAGCCGACGCCCUCACCACCAUCUACACCUCCAUCCUGUUGCAGCACCUCAAAGGCGAGGGCUUCGCCGGCGCACUGCAGAAGAGCUGCCCCACCGUGGUGCAGCUUGCGCUGGCGCUGCACCAACGCAUCUCCUCCACAUUCCUCCCCACAGCCGUCAAGUUCCACUACAUCUUCAACCUGCGAGACCUCUCCAACAUCUUCCAGGGCAUCCUCUUCUGUACCAGCGAGUGUCUGGAAGCCCCCACGGACCUGCUGAAAAUCUACCUGCACGAGUGCAACCGCGUCUACAGAGACAAGCUGGUGGAGGAGCAGGACUUCCAGGUCUUUGAUAAGCUGCAGGCAGACACGGUGAAAAAGUUCUACGAGGACGUGGACGAGACUCUGGAGCAGACCAGGGACAUGAACGUGUACUGCCACUUCGCCCGUGGCAUCGGGGAGUCCAGGUACAUGUCGGCAGAGUCCUGGAGCAGCCUGAACUCAACCCUGCUGGAGGCGCUGGACGGCUACAACGAGGUCAACGCCACGCUCAGCCUGGUGCUGUUUGAGGACGCCAUGGCCCACAUCUGCCGUAUAAACCGGAUCCUGGAGUCCCCGCGGGGGAACGCGCUGCUGGUGGGAGUGGGCGGCAGCGGCAAGCAGAGUCUGACCCGUCUGGCUGCCUUCAUCGCCAACCUGGAGGUUUUCCAGAUCACCUUGAGGAAAGGUUACAGCAUCGCUGACCUGAAGACUGACCUGGCAUCGCUCUACAUCAAAGCUGGCGUGAAGAAUAUUGGCACUGUGUUCCUGAUGACUGAUGGCCAAGUGGCAGACGAGAAGUUCCUCGUUCUGGUCAACGAUCUGCUGGCGUCGGGCGAGAUUCCCGACCUGUUCCCAGACGACGAGGUGGAGAGCAUCAUCGGCGGCGUGAGGCCAGAGGUCCGCGCCUCGGGAAUGAUGGACACCAGGGAGAACUGCUGGAAGUUCUUCAUUGACCGUGUUCGCCGGCAACUCAAGGUGGCUCUGUGUUUCUCUCCGGUCGGUAGUAAACUGAGGGUCCGCAGCAGGAAGUUCCCCGCGGUGGUCAACUGCACCGCCAUUGACUGGUUCCACGAGUGGCCACAGGAGGCACUGGAGUCGGUCAGCUACAGGUUCCUCCAGGAGGUGGAGAAUAUAGAACCCGAGGUGAAGCAGUCGGUGAGCAAAUUCAUGGCGUACGUGCACACAAGCGUCAAUCACACUUCCAGGGAGUAUCUGGCCAACGAGCGGCGCUACAACUACACCACGCCCAAGUCCUUCCUCGAGCAGAUCAAGCUCUACGGCAGCCUGCUGAGUCAGAAGAGCAAAGACCUCACCAACAAAAGUGAGCGGCUGGAGAACGGCCUGCAGAAGCUCAACAGCACCUCGACUCAGGUGGACGACCUGAAGGCCAAGCUGGCCGCCCAGGAAGUGGAACUCACGCAGAAGAACGAAGACGCCGACAAACUGAUUCAGGUGGUGGGUGUAGAGACCGAGAAGGUGUCCAAGGAGAAGGCAGUGGCUGAUGAGGAGGAGCAAAAGGUGGCGGCCAUCGCUGUGACGGUCAGCGCCAAGCAGAGAGACUGCGAGGAGGACUUGGCCAAAGCUGAGCCGGCUCUCUUAGCUGCUCAAGAUGCCCUUAACACUCUUAAUAAGAACAACCUGACGGAGCUGAAGUCAUUCGGCUCGCCCGUGACGGCGGUGACCAACGUCACUGCGGCCGUCAUGGUCCUGAUGGCGCCGCGCGGGAAAGUCCCUAAGGACCGCAGCUGGAAGGCGGCGAAGGUGAUGAUGGCCAAGGUGGACGCGUUCCUGGACGCACUCGUCAACUUCGACAAAGAGAACAUCCCGGAAGCUUGUCUCAAGGCCAUUCAGCCUUACCUGCAGGAUCCAGAGUUCAAACCUGACCUCAUCGCGUCCAAGUCUUUGGCGGCGGGGGGUCUGUGCUCCUGGGUCUUGAACAUCGUCACGUUCUACGAGGUUUUCUGCGAGGUGGAGCCCAAACGUCAGGCUCUGAAGAAGGCCAACGCAGAGCUGGCGGCCGCGCAGGAGCACCUCGCUGCCAUCAAGGGCAAAAUUAAGCACCUGGACGAGAACCUGGCCAAGCUGACGGCCAAGUUUGAGAAAGCCAAAGCGGAGAAGCACAAGUGCCAACAGGAAGCGGAAUCGACCGCACGCACCAUUUCUUUGGCCAAUCGCCUGGUGGGAGGUCUGGCGUCGGAGAACGUCCGCUGGGCGGAGGCCGUGGGCAAUUUCAAGAAGCGGGAGAGGAACCUGUGCGGAGACGUCCUCCUCAUCACCGCCUUCAUCUCCUACCUGGGCUACUUCACCAAACAGUACCGGCUGCAGCUGAUGGACGACACCUGGAGGCCGUACCUCAGUCAGCUGCAGGUUCCCAUCCCGGUGACCCCUGACCUGGACCCUCUGAGCAUGCUGACGGACGACGCGGACAUCGCGGCGUGGCAGAACGAGGGCCUGCCCGCCGACCACAUGUCCACCGAGAACGCCACCAUCCUCACGUCCUGCCAGCGCUGGCCGCUCAUGGUGGACCCGCAGCUGCAGGGCGUCAAGUGGAUCAAGAACAAGUACGGCGAGAGCCUGCGCGUGAUCCGCAUCGGACAGAGAGGGUACUUGGAUGCCAUUGAGAGAGCUCUGUCCUCAGGCGACGUGGUUCUGAUUGAGAACCUGGAGGAGACGCUGGAUCCAGUUCUGGGACCUCUGCUGGGCAGAGAGACCAUUAAGAAGGGCAGGUACAUAAAGAUCGGAGACAAGGAGUGCGAGUACAACCCCAGCUUCCGCCUCAUCCUGCACUCCAAGCUCGCCAACCCUCACUACCAGCCGGAGCUGCAGGCCCAGUGCACGCUGAUAAACUUCACUGUGACCAGAGACGGCCUGGAGGAGCAGCUGUUGGCCGCCGUGGUGAGCAUGGAGAGACCUGACCUGGAGGAGCUGAAGUCCGACCUGACGAAGCAGCAGAACAGCUUCAAGAUCACCCUGAAAACGCUGGAGGACAACCUGCUCUCACGCUUGUCCUCUGCUUCUGGAAACUUCCUGGGUGACACGGAACUGGUGGAAAACCUGGAGACAACGAAGCGCACGGCCGCCGAGAUCGAAGAGAAGGUGAAGGAAGCCAAGGUGACGGAGGCCAAAAUCAACGAGGCUCGCGAACACUACCGACCGGCGGCGGCGCGCGCUUCCUUAUUGUACUUCAUAAUGAACGACCUCAAUAAAAUCCACCCCAUGUACCAGUUCUCUCUGAAGGCGUUCAGCGUCGUCUUCCAGAAGGCGGUGUCCAAGGCCGAGCCAGACGAGGCUCUGAAGCAGCGGGUGUCCAACCUAAUUGACAGCAUCACGUCCUCGGUCUUCCAGUACACCACCAGAGGCCUGUUCGAGUGUGACAAGCUCACGUACAUCGCUCAGCUCGCCUUCCAGAUUCUCCUCAUGAAUAAAGAAAUAAACCCCGAAGAGCUGGACUUCCUUCUGAGAUACCCUGUCCUACCAGGUGUGACAUCACCUGUGGACUUCCUCUCACAUCACUCUUGGGGAGGAAUCAAGGCGCUGUCAUCCAUGGAAGAGUUUAGAAACCUGGACAAAGACAUCGAAGGUUCGGCCAAACUGUGGAAGAAAUUUGUGGAGUGUGGGUGUCCGGAGAGAGAGAAAUUCCCCCAGGAGUGGAAGAACAAGACCUCGCUGCAGAAGCUGUGCAUGAUGAGGGCCCUGAGACCCGACCGCAUGACGUACGCCAUCAGAGACUUUGUAGAGGAGAAGCUGGGAAGCAAGUACGUGAUUGGCAGAUCCCUGGACUUCGCCGUCUCCUUUGAAGAGUCCGGUCCUGCUACGCCCAUGUUCUUCAUCCUCUCUCCCGGAGUUGACCCUUUGAAGGAUGUGGAGAAACACGGAAAGAAGCUGGGCUUCACGUUCGACAACAAGAACUUCCACAAUGUUUCUCUGGGUCAAGGUCAGGAGGUCGUCGCCGAGCAGGCCCUCACUUUGGCAGCAGAGAACGGCCACUGGGUCAUUUUACAGAACAUCCACCUGGUGGCGCGCUGGCUAGGCACCUUGGAGAAGCUCCUGGAGCAGAACGCCGAGGGGAGCCACGAGAACUUCCGGGUGUUCGUCAGCGCCGAGCCGUCCUCCACGCCCGAGGGCCACAUCAUCCCGCAGGGGAUCCUGGAGAACUCCAUCAAGAUCACCAACGAGCCGCCCACCGGCAUGCACGCCAACCUGCACAAGGCCCUGGACAACUUCAACCAGGACACACUGGAAAUGUGCGCCAAGGAGUCGGAGUUCAAGAGUAUUCUCUUUGCUCUGUGCUACUUCCACGCAGUCGUGGCAGAGCGGAGGAAGUUCGGUCCUCAGGGCUGGAACAGGUCGUACCCGUUCAACACGGGAGACCUCACCAUUUCCAUCUACGUCCUCUACAACUACCUGGAGGCCAAUCCCAAGGUGCCGUAUGACGACCUGCGCUACUUGUUUGGCGAGAUCAUGUACGGAGGUCACAUCACAGACGACUGGGACCGACGUCUGUGUCGCACCUACCUGGAGGAGUUCAUCCAGCCCGAGAUGAUGGAGGGGGAGCUGUUCCUCGCCCCCGGGUUCUCCGUGCCGGGAAACCUGGACUACGACGGCUACCACCAGUACAUCGAUGACUCUCUACCCGCUGAGUCACCGUACCUGUAUGGCCUCCACCCCAACGCCGAGAUCGGGUUCCUCACGCAGACAUCGGAGACGUUGUUCCGCACCGUCCUCGAGCUGCAGCCCAGAGACGGAGGAGCAGGUGAGGGAGGCGGGACCACGCGCGAGGAGAAGGUGCGUGCCGUGUUAGAGGAGAUCAUGGAGAAACUACCGGAGGAGUUCAACAUGGCCGAACUGCUGGCCAAAGCGGAGGAGAGGACUCCGUACCAGGUGGUGGCGCUGCAGGAGUGUGAGCGCAUGAACGUCCUCACACAGGAGAUCAGACGCUCGCUCCGGGAACUCAGCCUGGGACUGAAGGGAGAAUUAACAAUGACCAGCGACAUGGAGAACCUUCACAAUGCCAUUUUCCUGGACAUGGUGCCCGACAACUGGACCAAGCGGGCGUACCCCUCCAUGUCCAGCUUGGCUCUGUGGUUCACUGACCUCCUCGUCCGGAUCAAGGAGCUGGAAUCCUGGUCCACAGACUUCAGCUUACCUUCAGUGGUGUGGCUCGCGGGCUUCUUCAACCCGCAGUCCUUCCUCACCGCCAUCAUGCAGGCGAUGGCUCGCAGGAAUGAGUGGCCUCUGGACAGCAUGGUCCUUCAGUGUGAUGUCACCAAGAAGAACCGCGAAGACUUCAGUUCUCCUCCACGUGAAGGGGCGUACGUACACGGGCUGUACAUGGAGGGCGCACGCUGGGACACCCAGUCCGGCUUAAUUGUGGACGCACGUCUCAAAGAGCUCACCCCGUCCGUGCCGGUCAUCUUCAUCAGAGCCGUCCCCGUGGACAAGAGGGAGAGCAAGAGCACGUACCCGUGUCCCGUCUACAAGACCCGUCAGCGGGGACCCACGUACGUGUGGACCUUCAACCUGAAGACCAAAGACAACCCGUCCAAGUGGACGCUAGCUGGAGUGGCCUUACUCCUGCAGAUCUGACCUUAGUUUUAUUUAAAUGUCAAGAUGUUGACGGUGCCAACAGGGUCAAAUAUUUUAAUGAUUGAUAUUUUUAAGUCAUUCAAAACAUUUUCCACAGUGUGUGUGAGUUAUUACACACAAUGUGUGUAAAUACUGCUUAAAAAGACACUUAACUAAAGGCUAACCUUAUAAAAUAUACACACUUAAUCAAGUCAAUAAUAUCUUAAUAUCUGCACGUUUACCUCGGCAUAAAACAGACUUUUCUACCUGGAAAUUCCAGUUUUCUAACCGCUCAAUCUCCUGCACCAAACUCCAUAGAGAGAAUGGUCUACUGUAGCUUGUGAAGACACAGGACUUGUUGGUCUACUGCCUCCUCAUGUAGUGAGUUUGUGAUUUUAAACACCAAAGUCAAAAUAGAGCAAAGCAGGAGAGCGAAAGGUUUCACUAAGUAACAUUUUCUUACCACGAAAGUUGAGAUAAAGUCGUCAACUUAUUCUCAACAUAUCAUAGACAUGUGCUGGUGUACAUGAGCUGACUUUACACACGACGAUUAAUAACUUCUCUGUGGAGUUUGCUGCAGCGAGUGUCAAACUUAUGUUUCCAGCUUGAAAAAGGCUUUUUAACGUGGUGAUAAAGUAGCAAACAUAGUUUUUAUAUAACUUUUAUGAAGUAAAGUUUGUGGCUCACUGGAACUCACAUUGUGAGUCUGUGUCUGUUGCUAAGUUAUAAAAAUGCUAAUUUCCUGUAAGUGUCUGUGGUCUCAUGUAUGUGUGAGUCACUUUAUGAGGAGGUGUGAUAAAUCUGUAGCUGCUUGUUGUGGAAUAAAAAACACAGGGAAUGA